Molecule: messenger RNA, 2018 nt
Organism: Nematolebias whitei (Rio pearlfish)
Lineage: Eukaryota; Metazoa; Chordata; Actinopteri; Cyprinodontiformes; Rivulidae
Gene: calr3b
Product: calreticulin 3b
Exons: 9
Coding region: 122-1387 (421 amino acids)
Biological process (GO): protein folding
Cellular component (GO): endoplasmic reticulum membrane; endoplasmic reticulum
Molecular function (GO): calcium ion binding
Source: RefSeq, a predicted model, not a curated record
ACAUCUGUUCGCCGGAGCCACUCUAAAAUAUUACGCCGUCUUCCUUCUCCUCGGCGCAUUUGAUUUUGACCAAACGCCGUUGACUGUCAUCUGAGGGAAUCUUAGCUAAAAAAAGAGGAAAAUGAGGGUUUUAUAUUUGGCUGUGUUGCUAUUAACAGCAUACUGCGUUAACGCAAAUAUUUACUUUCGGGAGGAGUUUCAAGACGGUGAUGAAUGGAGAAGUCGAUGGGUGAAUUCAAAGCACAAAUCAGACUAUGGAGACUGGAAACUUACAGCCGGAAACUUCUAUGGAGAUGUUGAAAAAGACAAAGGUCUGCAGACAAGCCAAGACGCUCGCUUCUACGCUGUCUCGGCACGCUUUGAGCCCUUCAGCAAUGAGGGGAAGUCUCUAGUUGUCCAGUUUACGGUCAAGCAUGAGCAGAAGAUUGACUGUGGUGGUGGCUACGUAAAGGUCUUCCCUGCUGACUUGGAUCAGACUGCCAUGCACGGGGACUCUACAUACUACAUCAUGUUUGGCCCUGACAUCUGUGGCUACAGCACCAAGAAAGUCCAUGUCAUCUUUAACUACAAGGGAAAGAAUCACCUGAUUAAGAAAGAAAUUAAAUGCAAGGAUGAUGAACUGAGCCACCUGUACACACUGAUCCUGAAUCCAGAUCAGACCUAUGAGGUGAAGAUUGAUAAUGAGAAGGUAGAAUCUGGCAGUCUAGAGGAGGACUGGGACUUCCUGCCACCUAAGAAAAUUAAGGACCCUGAAGCCAAGAAGCCAGAGGACUGGGAUGACCGCCCUAAGAUUGAUGAUGUAGAUGACAAAAAGCCUGAGGAUUGGGACAAACCUGAAAAUAUUCCAGAUCCUGAUGCCAAAAAGCCUGAAGACUGGGAUGAAGAUAUGGAUGGAGAAUGGGAGCCACCUAUGAUCCCCAACCCAGAAUACAAAGGAGAAUGGAAGCCCAAGCAGAUUGACAACCCCAACUACAAAGGAGCCUGGGUGCAUCCUGAAAUCGACAACCCUGAAUAUUCUCCUGAUUCUAAUAUCUACAAGUUUGAUAACAUAGGUGUGAUCGGUCUUGAUCUUUGGCAGGUAAAAUCUGGCACAAUCUUCGACAACUUCUUGAUCACGGAUGAUGUGAAGGAAGCAGAAGAAAUUGGAAAAGAGACAUGGGGCGUAACUAAGGAACCAGAGAAGAAAAUGAAAGAGGAGCAGGAUGACAAAAAACGAAAAGAAGAGGAAGAGAAGGCAAAAGAACAAGCAACUGAGACGGAAGAUGAAGAGGAGGAAGAGGAAGACGGAGAGGAGGAAGAGGAGGAGGAAGAGGAAGACGCAAAGGAUGAGUCAGAGGAAGCGCUUUCAGAAAAAGAUGAGGAUUCUGUACCUAAAGAUGAGCUUUGAAAAGAAAUGUAGCCAAAAGAGAGAAAUGCGUUUUUAAUGUUCCCUCCACAGAAACUGUCCUGUAAAUCUCUGGAGCAUUGACUGCUGUGCAUCCUUUCCCAGAGAUGCAGACAAAACCCGGCUUUGGGGUCUGGUGUAGAAAAUUGGGGUUGAGUGGGGUGUUUAAUGGACUUGGUGUCUCUUUCAUUUUUGUCACGUUACCCUUGAUGAAUUGGUUCUGUGGGUUGUCUUUCAUUCUGUGUUUUGACUGAAGUCCAUUCCUCUUUGUUGCAGUGACACAACGGGUUGAAUAAAAUCAGAUUUAGACUUUUCACAGUCAACAAGAUAAAAUAAAGGGUCAGAAAUGGGGACUGAGGCGUGGUAAUUUAUUUUGGUUAUUUCUACAGCACUGAACUUUUCUUUCCUCAUUCUUGACGGCAUUAUUGAUUGAAAUGUGAAAAUAAAAAAGCAUCGAGUCCUAAUACUAAAUAUUUUCAUUUUGCCACAAAUUGUAAUAAUUCAUAUUUCAUGAUAUGCUGGGAGUUGCAGUGGAUUCUGGUGAAGCAGAUGGCGAUGCGCUGGUGUUACUCAUGCAAGGGCAGCACAGACUUACUCGACAGAAUGUUAUUGAUGCCAAAGUUUUUAUUAAAAG